This is a messenger RNA of Drosophila subobscura, 2652 nucleotides long. RefSeq lists its product as uncharacterized. NCBI's taxonomy places the organism in Eukaryota, Metazoa, Arthropoda, Insecta, Diptera, Drosophilidae. Bases 714 to 2210 code for a protein of 498 amino acids. The transcript has 4 exons. The record is from RefSeq and is a predicted model, not a curated record.
GUGGUGACCCAUCCAACACAUACGAUACGAUACGAUGCGGACAGUGUCUGCGAGUACUAUCAGCACAUGGCAUGUGCGUGUGUGGCUCUGGUUCCGCAGUUCUCACGUAGCCCCAUCAACUUUGACUUGACCCAGCUUACGCUUGCGCUUAUGGCCUAACCGUUGUACAAUUAAAUAACAAUUAGAUUAUAAUUAUGUCCCACAGCACAUUUCGCUUUUGCAAACAAGUUUCUUCAGUUUAUUCAAUUUGUGCGGGUAAAAGUGUUGAGAACAAAAGUGUUUCCCCCCCGCCCCUCACAAAGUUGCUCUCGACUCCGGCAGUGUAUAGCCUGAAGCUUCGCUCUAGCAUGCGAACGACGCAAUUUGCAAGCGCGACAAGCCCAAAAGCUUCUCUUCUUUGGGCAUGACUCAACAUUGAACAAUUUUACCGUACGCGAAUGCGUGCGCUUGUGUGUGUGUGUGUUUGUGUUUUGUGUGCGAGUGCGAGUGCGAGUGUCGUCGCUGAGGAGUAAUCAUUUCUUGGUUGACUGAUAAUUUGGACGAUUUUCUCUAGUCUUUUUGGUGCAUGUUUUUCUUAUGGGCUGUUGUAACUGCUUGGGCCAGGGAUUAAUUGGAAGUGAAAGAAGGCCAGUGAAAAGCAUUCGCCGUCCUCAUUGAAGCAGCGGCCGUCGGGCAACGGCGGCAGCAUACAAAACUUUUGGAACGAACGCAUUAUGGAGCGCUUCAUAAAGGCGAAUCUAUUCAUUAUAUGCUGCGUGGUGGCUGUUCUAUUGCUGAUUGUCUACCUGGGGGCCUUCUCGUGUGAGGUCUCGUGGAUACUGGAGGCCCAUGGAGAGCUGCCCUUUGCCGCCUACACGCUCUGCACCCUCUACUUUGUGAUGUUUGUGGCGACGACGAUACUGAUUCACGGCCUGGUCAGCGGCCUGUGCUGGCCCCUGUUUGCCUGGUCGGGCAUCAUUGGCCUCCUCUCCAUCCCGGAGCUGGUCUUUGUGAUGAUCAUGACGACACAGCAUUGGGGCCUGCAGUCGGUGCACGGACUGACGGAGCUGACCUCGUACCUGAUCCGGCUGAUCAUCAACUGCUUGGCGUUGAUCUGCGUCAUUCCCACGGGUAUUCGGUGGCGCCGCGAGACGCAGGUGCUCAGCCAGCUGCAGGGUCUGGCAACGCGGCUGUCCCUGCAGACGCCGGCGCCCAGCGUGCCCAUGACCAAGGCGGACUCCAGGCGCUCCAGCCAGCGGCUGAGUGGCUUCGAGAAUGCCGGCUAUCAGCUGUGCGAUGAGACAUCUGGCAAGCUGCCACUGGGUCCCGGCAUGGGCAUGGGACUGAACAACCAAUGCGGCAAUGGCGGCAGCCAGGCCUUUGGCUCCCAGAACGAGUUCAAUGCCAGCAUGUUUGCCCCGGCCCUGGCGCAGCAGUUCAACAACGCCGCCCAUAUGCAGAGAGCAGCAGGAGGAGGAGGAGGAGGAGGACCGCCUGGACAUCGCGCUCAGUCUCUGAUGGAUCUGCGCUGCACCUUGCCGGGCAUGUACAACCCCCGCCACGUCCUGGACACAGAGGACAAGAAUGCCAAGUACUUCAACAUAACCAUCGACGACCUGAAGAACAAUCUCCAGGACUCGCACCGGCCGUCGCCUCCCUCGCUCAUCGGCUCGGCCAGCAACGAUCCCAUCUACUGCUCCAUCGAGCCCAAGCAGAUGACCCCACCGCCGGCACAGCAGCGUCCGCACCACGGACAUCGACCCAGGGGCAGCCACAAGCAGCCGCCGCCGGGCCAGCUCUCGCGGAACUGCAUCUCCCUGGAGAAUCUGGACGGGAUCAGCAAGGUGCAGAACGACCUGAACGCCUACGGCAACAACCUGCUGCAGAACUACACCCAGCAGCAGCAGUACUACCUGGCCAUGCUGCUCAACCCGCUGCACCAGCAACAGCAGCAUCAGCAGCAUCAGCAGCAGAUGCAGCAACUGCAACAGCACCACCACCAGGCAGCAGGUGGCAUCUACCGCCGGCCGUCCGCCUGCAGCUCCAUUGGCGGCUUCAGCGGAACGGUGCUCGCUCAGCCGCGGCGUGGCUCACACCACAGCCAACAGAUGCAGUACUACGGGGGCUUUGGCUAUGCCAACUAUGCCAAUCCCUACAUCACGGCCAACAGCAAGCUGUCGCUGGGCAACGAGUCCGAUGACUACCGCAAGUACCGCGAUGUGGCGCUGUAGGAGGUCCACGUUUAGAUACAGAUACAGUCCAGUCCAGUCAGUGCUUAGAUUAUAGAUACUUAAAUUAUAGAUUGUAGGACAUGCUCGACUUAGAAUGAGAUUCCUCGGAAUAACGACCAAAGAGCCACAAACUAACUCAGUUUACGUUCGCAUACCAACAAGGCGGGGGGCAGCGACAGACUGGACUCCAUGUUGAGUUAUAGUCAACCCUGGGAGACCAUCUCCAUCUGCUGGAACUUGUUGGAAUCAUCGACUAACUAACCAACUAGCAACAUCAACUAGAUUCGACCUAAGUGUAGACAUAAGCAUCGACAGCGAACAUUCAUCGUUUAAUACGAAUAACAAUACUCGACACUCGAAUACUCGGACUGAUUGGCAGUCCCAACCGUUCAUUCGACAACUGUACAUACUUGUAAUUAAAGGCAAUCAUGUUUCACUUAAA